Molecule: messenger RNA, 5014 nt
Organism: Rhea pennata
Lineage: Eukaryota; Metazoa; Chordata; Aves; Rheiformes; Rheidae
Gene: TBC1D22A
Product: TBC1 domain family member 22A
Exons: 13
Coding region: 347-1903 (518 amino acids)
Biological process (GO): activation of GTPase activity
Molecular function (GO): GTPase activator activity
Source: RefSeq, a predicted model, not a curated record
GCGAGGGGCGGCGCCGCCUCCGUGCCGCCUCAGCGGCCGCCGCCAUUACGGGAGGGGCGGGCUGCGCCCUGCCCCGAGACGGGCCCUGCGCUGCCGCGGCGGCUGCCCUGCCCUCGCUAACCGCCAUUGGGCGAAUCCGACCCACCCGGCAGUACCUGCACUUCUGGUUGGCUGGAGCCGCGGGGCCCCCUUGACGGGCGAAUGAGGAACGGGGUUGUUUUCUAGUCCCAAGAUGGCGGCGCGCUGUCCUGCGUCUGUGGAAGGGACCGGGGGGGAGUAAGCCCUGAGGCAGCGGGUCAGGGCCGCGAGAGCCGCGCCGCCGCGGGGGGAUGAGGUGACGGCCGCCAUGGCGAGCGAUGGAGGCAGGAAGCAGUUCUGGAAGCGGAGCGGCGCGAAGGUGCCGGGCAGUAUACAACAUGUGUAUGGAGCUCAGCAUCCACCUUUCGAUCCGUUAUUACAUGGAACCUUGAUAAAAACAGGUUCAAAACCACCUACUACUCCAGUGAAACUAAAGAAAGUCAGCACCUUUCAAGAAUUUGAAAGUAAUACAAGUGAUGCUUGGGAUCUUGGGGAUGAUGAUGAUGAACUCUUAGCAAUAGCUGCUGAAAAUUUAAAUACUGAAGUGGUCAUGGAAACAGCUCACAAAGUAAUUCAGAAUCACAGCAAAUUACAAGAACAACAUAAAUUGCAGGAGGAUCAGCUACAGGAAGAAAAACAAGUAGAAUCUGCAGAGCUGUCUUCUAUUGCAUAUGGUGAUAAUAGGCUUGUUAAAUCAGUCAGUGAAGGUCAUACAUCAAGUUCAUCAGAUAAUGCUAGUGAAAGUUCUUCCAUGCAGAGAUCACAGUCCCUUCCACAAACUUCCACACCUCCCUUUGUGAGUGGAAUGGUGGACCAUAACACCUCAGUUACUCUUGCAUUAACUGAAAGAGAGGCAUCCCGAUUAGACAAAUUUAAGCAGCUACUGGCUGGUCCUAAUACAGAUCUUGAGGAAUUACGUAAACUGAGUUGGUCUGGAAUUCCCAAACAAGUUCGUCCAAUUGCGUGGAAGCUUCUUUCAGGUUAUCUUCCUGCAAAUGUGGACCGAAGGGAAAGCACUUUACAAAGAAAACGUAAAGAAUAUUUUGUAUUUGUUGAACAAUACUAUGAUUCCAGAAAUGAUGAAAGUCACCAAGAUACCUACAGACAGAUUCAUAUAGAUAUCCCACGUAUGAGUCCUGAAGUUUUAAGACUUCAGCCCAAGGUAACAGAGAUCUUUGAACGAAUUUUGUUUAUCUGGGCUAUACGUCAUCCAGCCAGUGGAUAUGUUCAGGGCAUAAAUGAUCUUGUUACUCCUUUUUUUGUAGUCUUCGUUUGUGAAUAUAUAGAGGAAGAAGAAGUGGAAAAUUUUGAUGUUUCCAGUCUGCCUGAAGAAGUGCUGCAGAACAUAGAAGCUGACAGUUAUUGGUGCAUGAGCAAGUUGCUUGAUGGCAUUCAGGAUAAUUACACAUUUGCACAGCCUGGAAUUCAAAAGAAAGUGAAAAUGUUGGAAGAACUUGUUAGUCGGAUCGAUGAACAAGUUCAUAGGCACUUGGAUCAGCAUGAAGUGAAAUACUUGCAAUUUGCUUUCCGUUGGAUGAAUAACUUGCUGAUGAGGGAAGUCCCCUUACGGUGUACCAUCAGGCUAUGGGACACAUACCAAUCUGAACCAGAGGGUUUUUCUCACUUCCACUUGUACGUCUGUGCUGCCUUCCUUGUCAGGUGGAGGAAAGAGAUCCUGGAAGAGAAAGACUUUCAAGAAUUGCUGAUAUUUUUACAGAAUUUGCCCACAAUGCACUGGGGAAACGAAGAGAUUAGUGUACUCCUGGCAGAGGCCUACAGACUAAAGUUUGCAUUUGCGGAUGCCCCCAAUCAUUACAAGAAAUGAAUAUAAAGAACCAGAAAUUGUUAAGACCAACGUGUUCUGCAGUAUUACAGCAUCAGUUAUUCUGGUUGCGCUUUUGGUUCAUUCUUCUUUCAUUUGAAUUAAGAUGAGCAUUAAAAUUGUGUUAAAAUUUACAAAAUGAGAACAGAAUACCAAAGAAAUGGACACAGCAGGAUUCAAAUAUUGAAUGAACUUUAAAAGUGAAUUUUCUUGCUCAACGUAAAGAAAGAGGUCAGUUGUCUACUACAUAAUUUCUUCUUUUUUCACGUUCUGUAAUUAAGAGAAUUGCAGUCUGUAAUUUCUGUCUAACAGUUGUUAUAUGUGCUUGAGACUUAAAAUUUCUUACAGAAUGAUUAUAUGAUUAUUUUGUUGUCAUCUGUAAUAACUUUAUCAGUCAGUAUUGGCCAGUGAUAAGAAUUAUUUGAGUGGAAGAAAAGAUUUUUUCAGUCCUGAAGACCAGUUGAGACGGCAAGGCCUGUAUUUUGAGAUCUGGUUAUGUCUCGGAAGACAUUUAUAUUCUCAUGAUACCUUUUCUUUUUCUAUGGAAUGAAGUUAGAAUACUUCUGAAGUAUAAGAAAGAUGCCUCAGAAGCUUUUUUGCCAUACAAAGAAGUUACUAAAAGUUUAAGAUUCAUCUCUAAUGCUAAAAUAAAUCCCUUUAUAUAUAUUUUGGAGAGGGUUUUUAAUAUUGAAUGAAAUAAAAGAUGAGAUCUUGUAAAAAUAAUUAAAACCUUUUCUUAAAGGCUUUACAAUUUUUCAGUAUGAAAGCUCACUUUUAAGACACUUACAUUAAGAAGCUUAGUUUACAAAGCAGAAUGCGUUUUGAUCUCAGUUGUUGCCUUAUUCUCCAUUUCUAGCAUUUUAGAAAAGGAAGAUUAAUACACCUAUCCUAAGCUUAUUUUAAUAAUUUGUUUAAUAGCUUUUUCUCUUAUUAUUCAGAGGAAACAAGAAGAUAGUUCCUAAUAACAGUAACAGUAACUAUAUACCCAGAUCACUUGUGUCAUUAGUAGAAUAAAAAUCUCUGUGACUUUACAGAGUGAAAUUAGUAGUUCUUCAAUAAUCAUGGGAUUCUGAAUAAUUUCUUAAAACUUAUAUAAUUUAAGUGCACUAUUUAUUUUCAGGAAAUCUUUUCAGAUAUGGAUUCUGAUGUUGCUCUAUUGGAUGUAAAUAAACUCAUAUUAAUUUGUGCCUACCCUAAAUAUAGGUUAUUAAGGGUGAGAGUUGCUAUAGACAAUAUACUGGGAGCUCAGAACUGUUAUUCUUCAGUUCAAUUCUAGAAUUGCACAAUGUUGCACCAAAAGUACAGUGCACUUUUAAGAUUGGGAAAUAAAAGAUCUUCAAGAGAUCUUCUCUUAUGAUGUGUUCUUGGAAGAUUAUUUUCAGGUCCUUAAAAAUAUGUAUCUACAUUUUUUUUUUAAAAAAAGAAGGCUUUCUAGAUAUGUUAGUUACAUUACUUGUUUUAGGGGCCGAAGUUCUUGACACCAAAUUUUUAAUAAGUUACUUAGGUGUUUCAGGGUAAAUAGAAUACAUUUUUACCAACAUAUAAUUAUAUGAGAUCUGUAUUUUCAAAUGAUAUAAAAUCAUUAGUAGACUGGAAAAUACCAACUUAAUUCCGAAGCAGGAGGGUUUGGUGACUAGGAUGCAUUUCUGUUCUGCUGAAGUCAGCUGGAGUCGUUAGUUCCAGUGUGUAGAAGUUCAGGCCUCCUAGAUUAUUGCACUUGUGCCUACAGUGUGUAGUUGCUCUAUGUUUCUUAAAUGUCAGUAUACUCUUUUCUGUAACUUCAAUUUAUGGUCUAAUGUAUCAAGUUUUAUCUUUAUGUUUACACAGAAUGUCAUAUUGUGCCUAACGGGAGUGUCUACCAGUAACAGAAUAAAACAAACCAGAAAUUUAUGACCAUUUGCUUUAGUUAAACUUAGUAUGUUCAAUCAUUGGUUAAUAGAAAUGCGUAUUAUUGUGACUAGAGAGAAGACACACACCAUUAAAUGUAUAAUAUUGUAAGGAUUUACUGUAAUUUUUUUUUAUUAAGAUGUUAUUUAGGUAGUUACAUGUAACAUAAAAAGUUGACCCAGAGUCGUCUGCUGUGUCAGAUGCUUCUGCAUAACAUUUAUGAGACUAGAUACAUAAAGUUUCCUUCACCGGGUCCACUUACGUUGACUGCCAUGUCUUCCAAAUUCAACAGGUACCUCUUACUUCCCUUGGAAGAAAGUAUUACCAUGUUACCAACAGAGGUCACAUUUACUACUGUGUCUGUGUCAGAAGUUGAAUAUUGUACUUGAGCACAUUGCUUUUUAAGGAUAGUGGGAUGUUUCCUAAUCUAAUAACAAUGUUUAUUAUUUUAUAUAUAGAGAGAGAAUUCUCUGGAAAAUGAUAUAGGUAUAUAAAUGAUAUUUAUAUAUCUAUACAAAUAGAAAUAGUUUUCAGUAACUAGAAGGCCAAUAUUUAUGUAAAAUUUCAGAAUUUUCAAUACUUAAAAAUCAUUUCAUUUUAUUAAAAAAAAAUCUUUAACAAUUCUACAUCUCAGGUAAAAUGUUAUUCCAAACAAAAUAUUACAGAGAGAAGGAUAUAACUUUAUCAUUAUUACAUCCCAUGCACUUAUUUUGUCAAAAUUCAAGAUUCUGAGUAUUAUAAAAUUCCUUUAUAAAAUAUAUUUUCUUAUGAAGGAGGCAUCAUGACACAUCACUAGUGAAUCCAUACAGUAAUUUCCUAGCACUGAUGUGAAAUAUUAAAGUUACAGUAUCUCAAAUAUGUGUUGAAGAAUUUCUGUAAUAAAAAUUAAAAUAAUAAUGUACCAUAUAAGCAGAUUUAUGACUACAGUGUUUGAAAAAUGUAAAUAAAUUAGUCAAAUAUGUAAAUGCAAUACAUGGGAUAGGAUAGAAAUGUAAGUCUGAAAUCUUAUGUAAGUCUGUAAUUCAUUACAAGGAAUUAGUUACCUUAUUUUCUAACUCAGUUUCAUGUAGAAAGGCCCAUAAAUUUGUUUUUAACUUCAAAACUAUAGAAUAAAAGUAUGCAAAGUUCAGUUGUAUGCUUCUGACAAAUAUUAACACUGAGACACUGGCUAAAACUGUAAAGGUGAUGAAAGAUGAGGAAAUAAAUGCAUAUUUAUGAAGUGCUAUA